Messenger RNA from Pristis pectinata (smalltooth sawfish), 8077 nucleotides. Its product is annotated as dedicator of cytokinesis protein 9-like. NCBI's taxonomy places the organism in Eukaryota, Metazoa, Chordata, Chondrichthyes, Rhinopristiformes, Pristidae. Gene Ontology annotation, biological process: small GTPase-mediated signal transduction; positive regulation of GTPase activity. The record is from RefSeq and is a predicted model, not a curated record. Gene Ontology annotation, molecular function: guanyl-nucleotide exchange factor activity.
UGUAACUUGGGGUUCAGCUCACGAACGGACCACGCACCUCUCCGCUCGGGCAACCUCUCCCUGUCCCCACCAGGGAGCGGGACCGGUUCAACCGCCCCUGUGUUGACACACUGCAGUCUCCACAUCUAACCUUCCAUAGUUAAACACACCAGUGCUGCCUUGCAUGAAGCUUGCAAGCCCGCUGCACACUGGAAGGGUCGCAAUAGUCUUCAAAUAAAAACGCAUUUGGCUGUCUUUUUAGUGGGGGGAGCUGAGAUGGCUGCGAGGUGUGCAGAGCUCCGGGGAAGUGUGCGUUCACAGUGCUGAGGGUGGGGACGGUUCGCAGUCUUUGCUCCGCCCUGCAUCAGCCGCUGGGAGGACUUGUCCUUGUGAGCUGCGCAUUCCCCGGUCGGAGGAACUUCGCUGGAAACUUUCUCCAGGCGAGAUGUGACCCAGUUGCCACCAGCCCCUCACUCCAGGAUCGAGUUGGGAUGCUGACUGCAAGUCGCUGCACUUGUUCGACCGCGACUUUGUGAAACUUUCAGUGGCUGGGGGGUCCCGGUGGGGCGAGAUGAUGCAAGGGAGAGUGAACCGACUCUUCAAGAAGGAGUUGCAUGUCGUGGAGCCGGUGCAGAAGUGCAAAUGUGCGGCCGGCGACCCCGAGCUGGACGUGGGGCAGACUCCCCUGAGUGAGAUCACCGACAAGACCCUAGAUGCUAAACCAAAGGACAUUGAACCGAUUGACUAUGAGAAUGUCUUACUACAGAAGAAAGCACAGAUUAUUAGUGAUCCUUUACGGGACAUGCUGAUUUUUCCGAAUGAGGAUUUCCAGAUCAAGACCUUGAAACGUCAUGGGCGAACACUGUGCUCCACCGUGCCAGAGAAUGCAAGGAGAGAAGCCCAGAGCUUGCUUGUCACAGAAUGUAUUAAGACCUACAACUCCGACUGGCAUCUCAUUCACUACAGAUAUGAGGACUACUCGGGAGACUUCAGGAAGCUGCCAAACAAAGUUCCAAGACCGGAGAAGCUUCCCGUCCACGUGUUUGAAGUUGAUGAGGACGUUGACAAAGAUGAGGAUACGGCAUCCCUUGGGUCACAGAAGGGAGGAAUAACCAAACAAGGAUGGCUGCUUAAGGGCAACAUGAACAGCGCAAUCAGUGUGACCAUGCGGUCGUUCAAGAGGCGCUUUUUCCACUUGACACAGCUUGGAGAUGGCUCCUACAUUCUCAAUUUCUACAAAGAUGAGAAAAUCUCCAAGGAACCAAAGGGCUCAAUCUUCCUGGAUUCGUGCAUGGGGGUGGUGCAGAACAGCAGAAUACGGCGAUAUGCCUUUGAACUGAAGAUGCAAGACAAGAGCAGUUACCUGUUGGCAGCUGAAAAUGACCUAGAAAUGGAAGAGUGGAUCGGAUCGUUGAAUAAAAUCCUCCAAAGUACUUUCGAGGCUGCCAUGCAAGAGAAGAGGAACGGAGAUUCGUUGGAGAUUUCUGACGAUGAAUUACCUGGUCAGGGGAAGACGGAACACAUCACCAGCUGGGAUAGCCUGCACUAUGAUCUUGCAAAGAGCACAAGAGAAAUAGAAACCAAAAAAAAUGAAGGCAGAUUGAAGCUUUUCAUUCUGGAUGCAGACACUCAGAAACUUGACUUCUCCAGCAUUGAACCUGAUGUGAAGCCUUUCGAGGAGAAGUUUGGAAUCCGUUUUUUGGUGAAAUGCAACGAUUUAGUCUUCAAUCUGCAAAGCUGUGUGGCUGAAAAUGAGGAGGGGCCCACAACGAAUGUGGAGCCUUUCUUUGUCACACUGGCUCUCUUCGACAUCAAAGACAAUCGAAAGAUCUCGGCUGACUUCCACGUGGAUCUGAAUCACCCAAGUGUCCGACACAUGCUGUCAAACUCCACGGUUGUGAUGAAUGGCGGUGAGGGGUUGACCUCAUCCCAGAAAUCCAUCAACGGCAUUCCCGAAAGUUUGCUGCAGUAUCCAAAACAGGGGAUUUUCUCUGUCACCUGCCCUCAUCAAGACAUAUUUCUUUUUGCCCGGGUGGAGAAGGUUCUGCAGGGAGGUAUCACCCAGUGUGCGGAGCCCUACAUGAAGAGCUCAGAUUCGGCUAAGGUUGCACAAAAAGUGUUGAAGAACGCCAAGCAGGCUUGCGCCAGACUUGGGCAGUAUCGCAUGCCUUUUGCCUGGGCUGCAAGACCUGUCUUCAAAGAUACUCAGGGGACACUUGACAAGAAUGCACGAUUCUCUACACUUUAUAGGCAAGAUAGCAAUAAGCUCUCCAAUGAAGACCUGCUCAAAUUGUUGUUGGACUUCAGGAAACCAGAGAAGAUGUCUAAGCUUCCAGUUAUUUUGGGGAACCUGGACAUUACCAUUGACAAUGUGACUCCAGAUUUUCCGAGUUGUGUAACCUCUUCAUACAUCCCAGUGAAGCGUUUUGAAAAUCUUGCAAGGUCUUGGUUACUCACGAGGGUGGAGGAAUUUUUUCCUUGUAUAGCAAAACUUUCUCAACCGUUCACCACCUACAACAACCAUCUCUAUGUUUACCCAAAACAUCUGAAGUAUGACAGUCAGAAAUCAUUUGCAAAAGCGAGGAACAUUGCCGUUUGUAUGGAGUUCAGGGACUCUGAUGAGGAAGAUUCACAGCCUCUGAGGUGCAUUUACGGGAGACCUGGGGGUCCUGUUUUCACAAAGUGGGCUUUCACUGUGGUCUUGCAUCACCAUCACAACCCAGAGUUCUACAUUAAAGUGGAGCUCCCAACACAAUUGCACGAGAAGCAUCACUUGUUAUUCACUUUCUACCAUGUCAGCUGUGACAACUCGAGCAAAGGCACCACCAAGAAGAAAGAAACCAUUGACUCACAAGUUGGCUAUGCUUGGCUGCCCAUUCUGAAGGAUGGUCGUGUGGUGACCAAUGAAAAUCAGAUCGCUGUCUCAGCCAAUCUACCUGUUGGCUACUUAAGCUACCAGGAGCUGGGAAUGGGAAAGCACACUGGUCCUGAAAUCAAAUGGGUCGAUGGAGCCAAACAUAUCAAAGUUGCCACACACCUCGUGUCGACGGUCUACACCCAGGACCAGCACCUCAACAACUUCUUCCAGUAUUGCCAGAAGUGUGACUCUGGAGCUCAAGCUUCGGGGUCAGAACUCGUCAAGUUCCUGAAGAGUUUGCACGCAAUGGAGGUCCACGUGAUGAUUAACUUCCUGCCCACAAUCCUGAACCAGUUGUUCCGAGUUCUUGCCCCCACCCACGAGGAUGUUGCAGUUAAUGUUACCAGGGUUCUCGUCCACAUCGUUUCCCAGUGUCACGAGGGUUUGGAGCACUAUCUGAGGUCCUACAUUAAGUUCGUUUUCAAAACUGAACCUUGGAAUUCAUCGAAGUGCAAGACCGUACACGAGGAGUUAACCAAGUCCAUGACCGUUCUGUUGAAGACCACGGCUGACUUUCUCACCUGCAACAAGCUGCUCAAGUAUUCUUGGUUUUUCCUGGAGGCGCUGAUAAAAUCAAUGGCACAGCAUCUUAUAGAAACCAACAAACUGAAGUUAUUCCGGAACCAGCGAUUCCCUGCCUCUUACCAGCACACAGUGGAGACACUUGUUAACCUGUUAAUGCCGCACAUCACACAGAAGUACAAGGACAAACCAGAAGAGGCUCGGAAUGCAAACCACAGCCUCGCUGUCUUCAUUAAGAGGUGCUUCUCACUGAUGGACAGAGGAUUUGUUUUCAAGCAAAUCAACAAUUACAUAAAAUGGUUCAGUCCAGGGAGCCCAAAGACACUCUUUGAGAUGAAGUUUGAAUUUCUGCGGGUUAUUUGCAACCACGAACACUUCAUUCCCCUAAACUUGCCGAUGCCUUUUGGGAAAGGCAGGGUUCAGAGGUACCAAGACCUGCAACUUGACUUUACCUUGUCGGACGACUUCUGCAAAAACCACUUCCUGGUGGGACUCCUUCUGCGGGAGGUCGGCAGUGCCCUGCAGGAGUACCGAGAUGUGCGUCAGAUGGCCAUCAGCGUGCUCAAGAGCUUGAUGAUUAAGCACACCUUUGAUGAUCGAUACAUGGCUAAGAGCCAGCAGGCCAGGAUCGCCACGUUGUACUUGCCGCUGUUUGGGCUUCUCCUGGACAAUGUCCAACGUAUUAACGUCAAAGACUGCUCACCGUUCCCAAUCAACCAGCCUAGCAACGGAAGAAAGGAAGAUCCUUUGCACAUCUUACAGACAGGAACAGCCACCAUGACUCCACAGAGGUCUGGAAACUCGCUGGACAACAGCAUCCACAGGGAUGUCUUUGGCGUCAUUUCCGGUACAGCUUCUCCACAUGGAUCCUCCACCCCAUCCAUCAGUGCCGUGAGGCAUGCCGACUCCAGAGGCUCUUUGAUAAGUACGGACUCUGGCACCAGUCUCCCUGAACGAAAUGCAGAGAAGAGCAAUUCGCUAGAUAAGAACCACGGAUGUGUUGGAAGCUGUGUCGUGCGCUGUGACAAGCUGGAGCAGUCGGAGAUCAGGAGUCUGCUCAUGUGUUUCCUACAUGUGUUGAAGAGCAUGUCUGAUGAUGCGCUGAUUACUUACUGGAACAAAGCUUCUACCCCAGAGAUGAUGGACUUCUUUACGAUCUUAGAAGUCUGUCUGCACCAGUUCCGCUAUAUGGGAAAACGAUACAUUGCAAGUGUAAGAAAGGUUUCCAGUGUUCUUGGGAUUUCUGUAGACAAUGGCUACGGACAUUCUGAUGCUGAUGUUAUUCAUCAGUCACUCUUGGAGGCCAACAUCGCGACUGAAGUGUGUCUGACUGUGCUGGAUAUAAUGUCUUUGUUCACCCAUGUUUUUAAGGGCCAACUGCUCGCCGACCACGGACACAACCCUUUGAUGAAGAAGGUUUUCGAUGUCCACCUCUGCUUCCUGAGGAUCAAUCAGUCGGAAACAGCACUGAAGUCCGUCUUUGCUGCUCUGCGGAACCUGGUCUACAAGUUUCCAUCCAUGUUCUUCGAAGGCAGGGCCGACAUGUGCGCUGCCAUGUGCUACGAGAUCUUGAAGAGCUGCAACGCGAAGUUAAGCACGAUCCGGGGCGACGCAUCCACACUCCUCUAUUUCCUGAUGAAGAACAACUUUGAGUGGACGAGGAGGAGGUCCUUUGUGAGGACUCACCUGCAGGUGAUCAUCGCAGUCAGCCAGUUGAUAGCUGAUGUGAUUGGAAUAGGAGGAACGAGAUUCCAGCAGUCGUUGGCCAUUAUUAACAACUGUGCCAAUAGUGAUAGAGCUGUAAAGUCCACAGGAUUCCCUUCUGAAGUCAAAGACCUAACCAAACGCAUUCGCACGGUGCUGAUGGCCACAGCUCAAAUGAAGGAGCAUGAAAACGAUCCGGAAAUGCUGGUGGAUCUUCAGUACAGUCUGGCAAAGUCCUACGCCAGCACUCCCGAGCUGAGGAAAACCUGGCUGGACAGCAUGGCAAAAAUCCACGUCAAAAACGGGGACCUCUCUGAGGCAGCCAUGUGCUAUGUCCAUGUAGCAGCUCUGGUGGCUGAAUACCUCAGAAGGAAAGGUAUAUUUAAGCAAGGUUGCUCAGCAUUUAAGGUGAUAACACCCAACAUCGAUGAGGAAGCAGCAAUGAUGGAAGAUUUAGGAAUGCAAGAUGUCCACUAUAAUGAGGAUGUGCUGAUGGAGCUGUUGGAACAGUGUGCAGACGGACUCUGGAAGGCAGAACGUUACGAACUCAUUUCCAAUGUUUACAAACUGAUCAUCCCGGUUUAUGAGAAAAGGCAGGAGUUUGAGAAACUUGCUCAUCUCUAUGAAACCCUCCAUCAAGCUUACAAGAAAAUCGCAGAGGUUAUGCACACAGGAAAGCGACUUCUUGGCACCUACUUUCGAGUCGGCUUUUUUGGGCAGGGCUUCUUUGAAGAUGAGGAUGGAAAGGAGUAUAUUUAUAAAGAGCCAAAGCUGACACAGCUGUCGGAGAUCUCUCAGCGCCUCCUGAAGCUUUAUUCAGACAAGUUUGGCUCGGAGAAUGUAAGGAUAAUCUAUGAUGAUGGAAAGGUCAAUCCAAAGGACCUGGACUCAAAGUACGCCUACAUUCAAGUCACCUACGUGACGCCGUUUCUUGAUGAGAAGGAAUUGCAGGACAGGAAGACCGAUUUUGAGAAAAGCCACAACAUUCAGCGGUUUGUAUUUGAGAUGCCUUUCACGGUGUCGGGAAAGAAGCAAGGAGGAGUGGAUCAACAGUGCAAGCGAAGAACUAUCCUAACCACUAUGCACCACUUCCCCUACGUGAAGAAGAGAAUCCCUGUGAUGUACCAGCAGCACAUCGACCUGAAUCCCAUUGAGGUUGCGAUCGACGAAAUGAGCAAUAAAGUGUCAGAGCUGCAGAUACUGUGUUCUUCUUCUGAUGUCGAUAUGAUCAAACUGCAGCUCAAACUCCAAGGCAGUGUCAUCGUACAGGUCAAUGCUGGGCCAUUAGCUUACGCCCGCGCCUUCCUGGAGGAGGCCAACGUGAAGAAGUACCCGGACAACAAAGUGAAGCAGCUGAAGGAAGUGUUCAGGCAGUUCGUCGAAGCUUGUGGACAGGCCUUGGUUGUAAACGAACGCUUGAUCAAGGAAGAUCAGCUGGAAUAUCAGGAGGAGAUGAAGAGCAACUACCGGGAGAUGGUCCGCGAGCUAUCCAACAUCAUGCACGAACAGAUUUCACCGGAGGAUGAGGGGAUGAAGAUCAGUCUCCUGCCCAACUCAUAUCACAUCUUCAAUGCAAUCAGUGGAACGGCCAGCGGGACUGUGGUCCAGGGCAUCUCAAACUCGUCCUCCCUGGUCUGACAGUUCGCACGUAGAAGGUUACCAUCAGCAAAGUCUUUACCUUGCAUGUUUUCACUCAGGAUACUUCCCACACAGGAUGGCAGAUGAGUCCAGCCUUAACUCUUAGAGAAGUGAGGCCAUCUGGGUUGUGAACCCAAAGGAAACCAUGUUUGCACAUUUGAGCUCCAGAGAAUGUAUUUGAAUUUUAAGUGUUCUCUGCAGAGCCUUGCUAGUCUGCAUAUUACUGUACAGAUUUUAGUAUUCCGUGGUGGAACUGGGUCCAUUGCUUUGCUACUCAAACCUGUCUUAAAAGUAUAGACUUUGUAUGUUUAAUAUAUUGGGAAGGAAAAAAAACAGGGAAAUAAUGUUAGCAUCAAUAUUUUUGCUGUCUGUUUACACAUAUCUAUUACCUGUAUAUAGUUAUUGAAGACAAGGUGGCAGGAGGAGGCUGUAUUCCAGAUAGGAUGUUGCAGUCCCAUGCAACAGAAUUGGAGAUUAUAGUUUCACUGUUUUAAAAAAACAAAUGGGUUUGGCAUAAUAGACUCUGUACUGGCUACAUGAGUUUAUAUCAAGCAGGACUGAAAAAUGUGCUCUUGCAUUACUUCUGGUGAAAUUCAGUGCACUUGGCAUGUGUUUUCAUGCAGAAAUACUUAAUGCAUGUAGCUUUGCCCUUUCCCACAGCUGUAGUCUGGAUAAUGGCAGUGGCACAGUGCACUAAUGAGCCUAAAUGUAAAAUUAUUCCAGUGUACACAGUCGUUAUCUGCCCGGUCACCAAGUGCGUGUAGCUUUCUGUACACACAGUCGUGUUUGUAGUAAAGUAUUUUCAUGAGCUGUAAUGAUGAACAAUAUAGAGAUUUUGCCAGAAUCUAGAAUUGCCUAUAACAAAGAAAAGUGUCACUGAGGGAAAGUUGGACCAGGGUAUUUUAACUACUCCUGUGACAUACACAGUAUAUUUUACAGAUGUCCUUUGUUUUUACUCUUGUACAUUAUUGAGUGCAAUAUUCAUCAUUAAGCUUUAUCCCAGAUGUACACAGUCUUUGUUACAUUUUUUGAUAAAAUCUCACAGAGCACAUACUCUUCCUUUGCCAAAGUGACAGAAAAUUGUCAGCAAUCAUUUUUACUGUUUUUUUUUUGUCUAACUUAAAUCAUUUUACCAUCAGAAUUGUUUUUGAAAACAUUAAUGAAAUUUUAUAUUUGGGGAAAGUUGAGGAUUUUAAUUUUAUUUAAACUGGAACUAUUGUCCUGCUGUAUGUAAAUUUAAAUAUUGUAACAAAAUUUUGCUCAUUCAUUAUCCAGCUGUUUUGUUUUGUACAUGUGGCUUGUCCAAUAAAUAUUUGA